Macadamia integrifolia is the source of this 2011-nucleotide messenger RNA. RefSeq names its product protein PIGMENT DEFECTIVE 338, chloroplastic-like. Gene Ontology annotation, biological process: RNA stabilization. Bases 76 to 1671 code for a protein of 531 amino acids. The transcript has 8 exons. The record is from RefSeq and is a predicted model, not a curated record. Gene Ontology annotation, molecular function: RNA binding. Lineage: Eukaryota; Viridiplantae; Streptophyta; Magnoliopsida; Proteales; Proteaceae.
AUCGGUUGGGAAGUGGGAGCCAGAGCAGAGGCAGAGGCGCAGAGCUCAAUCCGCUCAUGAGGUGCGCUGGAUAAGAUGCCAGGCCUUCAUCAUCCCUGUAGCUGUAAGCCCCUUAAUUUCUUGAACUUAUCCUGUCUACUGAACUUCACUGUUCCCUUCAAAAUCAUUCAGAAGAGUACUACAAUUUCAAGCAGCUCUAGAUGUCCCGUUUCAAUAAACACCCCAAACUUCUUUCCUGUUUCCAUGACCGGGACUCGGGAGAGUUCAGUUUUCUCCACGGAUUCUCUGAUUUGGAGAAGAACCCAGGUUCCCUUUUGCUCCUCCAAUGAUGAUUAUACGGAAUUCGGGGGUACCCGUGUCUGGAACAAACCUGAAAAUGAGAGAUUACAGGAAAUGGAAGGGAUUGAAUUGCUGGGAAAGCCUUCGCCGUUACCAGUAAACGGUGGUUCUGUAACAGAGGUGGAAUCCGAGUCUCCAAAGCUUGAUACAGAUGAUGCCUUGGCUCCUUUCCUGAAAUUCUUUACGGAUAGAGAUUCUGGUGAAGAAGCGAAGGAGGAUAGUGAAUCAGAAGUGAAUAUAGGGGAGGAGUUGGAGUCGCAGUCGCAGAAGGUCCGUGUCAACUAUUACGAGCCAAAACCUGGUGAUUUGGUGGUGGGUGUUGUUGUGUCGGGCAAUGAGAAUAAGCUCGAUGUAAACAUCGGUGCUGAUCUUUUGGGGACAAUGCUGACUAAGGAAGUGCUCCCUCUCUAUGAUCAAGAGUUUCCUUAUCUUUUGUGUGAUAUGAGACAGGAUGCCGAGGAGUUUAUGGUUUCCGGGAAGAUGGGUAUUGUGUGGGAUGAGGAUGCAGUGAGUGGGGAUCCCGUGCCAGGGAGGCCGGUUGUUGAAGUAGGGACAGUGCUUUUCGCUGAGGUCCUCGGGCGAACACUUAGUGGACGGCCUUUGCUCUCCACAAGGCGUCUCUUUCGGCGGGUUGCAUGGCAUCGAGUGAGGCAGAUAAAACAUUUCAAUGAACCUAUUGAGGUUAGAAUUACGGAAUGGAAUACGGGUGGCCUUCUUGCAAGAAUUGAGGGUUUGCGAGCAUUCCUUCCAAAAGGUGAGUUGAUGGGUAGAGUUAACACCUUCACAGAUUUGAAAGAAAAUGUGGGGCGCCGGAUGUUUGUGUUGUUUUCUAGAAUAGAUGAACCUAAUAAUGACUUAAUAAUCAGUGAGAAAGAAGCUUGGGCAUUGCGACACCUUCAAGAUGGAACACUUCUAGAUGGGACUGUUAAGAAAAUUUUUCCAUAUGGGGCACAAAUAAGGAUAGGUGAGACCAAUAGAAGUGGGUUGCUGCAUAUCUCAAGAAUAACGCAUGGCCGAAUCGGUUCUGUCGGUGACUUUCUAACAGUGGGUGAAAAUGUGAAAGUUCUAGUGGUGAAAUCGAUGUUUUCUGAUAAAAUAUCACUAAGUAUAGCAAAUCUUGAGAGUGAGCCUGGCCUAUUCCUAUCAAAUAAAGAGAGAGUAUUUUCUGAGGCUGAAGAGAUGGCUAAAAAGUACAGGCAAAAGCUCCCAGUUGUUUCUGCAACUCGUAAGCUAGAUGACCUUCCGACUGAUGUUCUUCCAUUUGAUGACGAAGCAAGAUUAUAUUCAAACUGGAAAUGGUUCAAAUUCGGACAAGACAAUGCUUCGAACUGACUAAUGAGGUAGCUUGUUUGUACGAUAGUGAGCUGGGAAAUUGGGAGGUGCUAAGCCCCGCAUGCCUGAAGAGACUAAAGUAUCCUUAUAUUAAGUGUCGAACAUUAACUAAAGGUGUUUUAGUGUUUUCAAGUUCAAUCCAUUGAAAAUCGAUGGAAGCAAGGGGAUAUGCAAUGCUCUAGUGAACACCCCAUGUUUCCUUUCCUUUGUUUUUUUUUUUUUUUGUAUAAAUUUUCUCUUUGUUGACAGUUCUAAGAUGUGGAAUGUCAAAAUUUUGCAUGUUGUACCAUAUGUAAUUGCUAUUUAAUUGAUAUGAAAAGAUACCUUGUCAAGCGAACAA